Cucumis sativus (cucumber) is the source of this 1176-nucleotide messenger RNA. Its product is annotated as protein LIFEGUARD 2. Gene Ontology annotation, cellular component: membrane. The transcript is spliced from 4 exons. Bases 193 to 918 code for a protein of 241 amino acids. NCBI's taxonomy places the organism in Eukaryota, Viridiplantae, Streptophyta, Magnoliopsida, Cucurbitales, Cucurbitaceae. The record is from RefSeq and is a predicted model, not a curated record.
ACCAAAAGUACUUUCUGGUUUAUACACGAUUUCUCGAGAACUCUCGGUUUGUUACCAGAAUUCUUCCAUUUUAUACCCUCUCCAGUAAUCCAACCGGAACUCGAUUUUGGGAGUCCAUUUAUCCUCUAACAAACUUUGCUUUUUGAUUCAAAUCUUUCUUUCUCUGUUUUUCUUGUAUUUGGCGUUUCAGAAAUGUGGAAUCAUCAGCGGAAGUAUGAUGUCGAGGGCGGAGCAACACCUCUGUAUCCCACGAUGUUGGAGAGUCCACAGCUCCGAUGGGCUUUCAUUCGGAAGAUUUACUCUAUUAUUACCAUACAACUGCUCGCCACCGUUGCCGUUGCCGCUACUGUUGUUUACGUCCGACCAAUUUCUACUUUCUUUAGCUCAACUGGGGCGGGCUUGGCUUUAUACAUCCUUCUCAUUCUUACACCUUUUAUAACGAUGAUACCACUCUCUUGUUACUAUCAGAGGCAUCCCGUCAAUCUUCUUCUUUUGGGUAUUUUUACCAUAUCUUUUGCGUUCGCGAUUGGGUUGACUUGCGCGUAUACAAGCGGGAAAGUCAUUCUCGAGGCUGCAGCUCUAACUGCUGUGGUUGUGGUGAGUCUCACUCUGUACACAUUUUGGGCUGCCAAAAGAGGCCAUGACUUCAGCUUUCUUGGUCCAUUUCUAUUUGGUGCUCUGAUUGUCCUCCUGAUAUUUGGUCUGAUUCAGGCCUUCUUUCCAAUGGGUCGGGCUUCUGUUAUGGUUUAUGGAUGUCUGGCGUCCAUCAUUUUCUGUGGAUACAUUGUCUACGACACGGACAAUCUCAUAAAAAGAUACUCAUACGAUGAGUACAUAUGGGCAUCCAUUGCCUUGUAUUUAGACAUCAUCAACCUUUUCCUCUCCCUACUGUCAAUCUUCCGAGCAGCUGACAAUUGAAGAGGGUUUUUGGUUUGCUAUGUAGUUAGAUGUUCCCCGGUUUUUCCCCUUGUGAAACAGGAUCAUUAUUAUUAAUAAAUGUCAUGGUAUGCUUCAUAUCUCUCUUCCUCUAUGGUUAAUAGAUCAUUAUAGAAAAAAUCAAAUUGUAAGGUUUCUAUUGCUAGAGACCAGUUGAUGGAUUGAAUCUCACACCAAUUGUAAGUUGUAGCUAAACAUAUAGUAUUCCGAAAUGCACAUACGUCUUACUUGCUUUCUACU